Molecule: messenger RNA, 772 nt
Organism: Triplophysa rosa
Lineage: Eukaryota; Metazoa; Chordata; Actinopteri; Cypriniformes; Nemacheilidae
Gene: uqcr10
Product: cytochrome b-c1 complex subunit 9
Exons: 2
Coding region: 28-216 (62 amino acids)
Biological process (GO): mitochondrial electron transport, ubiquinol to cytochrome c
Source: RefSeq, a predicted model, not a curated record
AUCUUCCGGAAGACUCCAUCGACUAUCAUGGCGCUAGCAAGAAGUGUCUACAAUCUGCUCUUCAGAAGAACGUCAACUUUCGCCAUAACCAUCAUGGUGGGAGCUGUUUUCUUCGAGAGGGUGUUUGACCAGGCCGGAGACGCAGUAUUUGACAACAUAAAUGCGGGGAAACUUUGGAAACACAUCAAACACAAUUAUGAGCAAGUGGAGGAAUAAAGCUUGGCUUUGUUAAAGCUGGAAUCUUCAUUCUACCAUCAUCCUUUUCCUAAUGUGACCCCAUUGAAUCGGCCGCUGGCUUUUGUUGUGUCCUGCAGCAGCUGUGUUCCAUCUUCCAACUGGAUUGGUCUGGGCACAUAUACAGAAACUCUAGAAAUUCCAAGCCCUGAUAACAUGUCACAUGACCACCGAUUAUUGUGCGAUAUGUCACAUUGUACAUGAUUUAUAAUUGUGUUGCUAACUUAAAUUCUGUGUGAAUAAACCCGACAACCCAUAUUUUGAAUCGUGUAUUGUUUGUAUGUGCACUUGCAUUAGAAAAUUAGUCUGGCUGAGGUGUCAUGCCUUAUUAAGUUGGUCAUGGCGUAAUGCUCUGGCGUCAAAGCAGUUUGAUGGUCUUUAAACAUCUGUGGCUUGUUGUGCAAGGGAACCUUAAAUUGUAAAUUUUACGAUGCGUGUUGCUUUUUUUAGCGUAUUGUGUGACUGAGCAAUGAGAACUUGCUGUUAAAAUAGAGAAACACUAAAGCAUCGUAGAAAUGUAGACUUUUUCACAUAUGUU